Molecule: messenger RNA, 2254 nt
Organism: Limulus polyphemus (Atlantic horseshoe crab)
Lineage: Eukaryota; Metazoa; Arthropoda; Merostomata; Xiphosura; Limulidae
Product: RNA-binding protein MEX3B-like
Exons: 2
Coding region: 274-1653 (459 amino acids)
Molecular function (GO): RNA binding
Source: RefSeq, a predicted model, not a curated record
GAAAGGAACCCCGCCCAGCUAGCUCAAAUGCACCAAUCAGAUAUCGAUACUCUCAACACUACCUUUCAGGCUCUCAUCAGCACUUCCCGCGUGAAGCCCGUCGUGACGUAAAGAGGGUAGUAGCUAUGCAGAGAGAAAGAUUAAGAGAGUAGAACGGCAGUAGAUGCUGUGUUGUAAGCGGUGUGGCUUCGGUGGGGAAAGCAGCAGUUGUAAUACAUAGUUUAACUUUAUUUUUAUACUUUAUUAUUGUGUAUCACAAUACCAUCUUCUGUGAUGCCUGCUAGUCUGUUUCCCGAAAUGGAGCGUAGUGGCGGUGGUCUUGAAGAUCGGAGAGCUCUACAGUUAGCCUUAGAACUGUCAAUGCUCGGAUUGAACAACGAAAACGAUGCUCUUCAUCCCAACGAUUCCGAUCAUAUCAGAGGCAAAAAAAGUCAAAAUACUACAGAAUGCGUCCCUGUCCCAAGUUCAGAGCACGUGGCUGAGAUUGUUGGUAGACAAGGUUGCAAGAUAAAAGCUCUCCGGGCAAAAACAAACACUUACAUCAAAACUCCUGUUCGUGGAGAAGAGCCCGUUUUUGUAGUUACUGGUAGGAAAGAAGAUGUAACUGCUGCCAAAAGAGAAAUUGUUUCAGCAGCUGAACAUUUUAGCCAGAUCCGAGCCCAGCGAAAAAAUAACCAAAAUGGGGCAUUAGCCCCAGGGCCGAACUCCAACAUUCCAGGACAGACUACAAUCCAAGUUAGAGUGCCCUACAGGGUGGUUGGAUUGGUGGUGGGGCCUAAAGGUGCUACCAUAAAACGUAUUCAGCAACAGACCAAUACUUACAUUGUGACCCCCAGCCGUGAUAAAGAGCCUGUUUUCGAGGUGACUGGACUACCAGAAAAUGUGGAAAGUGCUCGAAAGGAAAUUGAAGCACACAUUGCUGUUCGUACCGGAGGUAUGCUUGACUCAAAUGAUGAGAAUUACUCACAGUCUAACGGAGCAGAUCCAACUUACUCUGGAAAUCUGAAUGGCUUUGUUACAUCUAUGUUCAAAUCUGAUCUCAAUGGAUUUGUUCCACCUUCACAAGAUAAGACAUUGCUCACACAGGAUAAUACUUUCUCCUCCAGUGGAUCAACAAAGCUUACAGACUUUUGCCCUUUUACGGGAGGUUUUUCCAAUGGCUUUGGUCUGUAUGACACAGAUGAGGGCUUAGGAGAUUCCCCAACUUUUGACCCCAUGAUCAUUCCACCACCGUCAUCGUGGUCUGAGUUAGGGCUGUAUCCCAGCUCAAGCUCUGGUUUGCCCCAUCGAAGUGGGAGUCUUAGCAUCACUGACAGUCUUGUCAUGGAUCAUCCUCCAGCCCGAAGGAUUCAGAGUGAUCCACUCUCUACCUUGCCCUCUUUUGCAUCACUGCCAAAUGUUGCCACCAGUGUACCAUUUAUGAACGGUAGUAGCAGUCUGGCUAGCAGCCCUACUGACUCAUUGGGUUCCCUUGGAAAGAACUGUAGACGAGAAUGUAUCGUAUGCUUUGAAAGUGACGUGGUUGCAGCUCUGGUCCCGUGUGGCCAUAACUUGUUCUGUCUGGAGUGUGCCAACCGAAUAUGUAAGAAGACAGAAGCAGAGUGUCCAAUAUGUCAUCAGCAGGUGUCACAAGCAAUUCGCAUUUACUCCUAGAUGCUGAGAUCUUUUUUGUCUCUUAUUGAUCUGGCUCUGAGUAAGCAAGUUCCUUGCUCAAGUCAACUUUGUCAUAGAUAUCAUCCUUUCUAACAUUCAAAUAUUUUGUAGUUUAAUAAAUUCUUGCACACUUAACUCUUCUCUCCAUUUAUCCUCGAUACAAAACUAACGUAGUAGUAUUAACGUGAGAGCGUCGUUAUUUGUUCUCAUGAAAUAAAGUAUUAACUAUGUAAUAAAGAUUUUAUUCUUGAUGUAAGAUUUUUAUUUAAAAUGGCUAAAUACUUACUGAAUAAUAUUCCUUUGGAAUAGAUGAGAAUAUGUAGGUUUUAAAUUGUAAAAAGUUUGUCACAUCGUUUGGUUGCCAAUUAAAUAUAUAUAUAUAUAUAUAUAUAUAUCCUAAAAAAGAGGCAAUUUAAAUAUUUUAUUCAAAAUUUUAUAAUAGUUUGUUUUAGUGUGAAAGGAACCCAGAAAAAAAAAUUAUAGAUAUAGAAAUUGAGCUUUAUAUGUAUUUGGCAAGGCCAUUCAUCUUGCACAACAUUAGGGUAAGUUUUCCUAUUUUUUUAAAUUUUAGUAUUUGUAUUUUAAUAUAUUUACUAAGUGA